Messenger RNA from Sorghum bicolor (sorghum), 2867 nucleotides. Its product is annotated as F-box/LRR-repeat protein 3. Gene Ontology annotation, molecular function: protein binding. Gene Ontology annotation, biological process: SCF-dependent proteasomal ubiquitin-dependent protein catabolic process. Lineage: Eukaryota; Viridiplantae; Streptophyta; Magnoliopsida; Poales; Poaceae. The record is from RefSeq and is a predicted model, not a curated record. Bases 476 to 2464 code for a protein of 662 amino acids. Gene Ontology annotation, cellular component: SCF ubiquitin ligase complex. The transcript has 7 exons.
CCUGAGGCAGGCGGCAUUCCGACCGGCAUCACCUAUCCACAUCUUUCUCUCUCUCUCUCCUCCUCACCGGUGGUCGAGCUCCCCGCAGCCCGUACCUACCUGCCCCCAGUCCCCGCCGCCCCGCCUGCCCGACGGCGCGCGGCUUAUCCACCACGCCAUCACCACCACCACCUCCGCCGCUGGGCCGGAUCGAUCCGGAUCGGGAUCGCGCCGCCGCCGCUGCCCUCCGCACUCGCGGGGUCCUGCUCCUACCAUGCAGCAGCGCUGCGCGCUUGCCCGACCGCGCCGGCCCGCCGAACCGCGCGUCCCGCUCCCCGAAGACCACCCCUUCGUCGCCGUCUUCUCCUUCCUCUUCAUCCCCACCUAAACCAGCCUCCUCCUCGCCGCGAAAAUUCUGCUAGAAUCUCCUCGAUUUCUCUCUCGUCCGCCGGGAGCGGACGGAUCGCCGCGUCGUCCUCGGCCGCCGGCGGGGAGUAUGAGCCGGGAGGCGCAGAAGCUCGACUCCGCCGCCGGCGACGGCGCGGUCGGGAUCGGGGUCCUGUCGCUGGACCUGCUGGGCCAGGUGCUGGACCGCCUGCGGGAGCCCCGGGACCGCAAGGCGUGCCGCCUCGUCAGCCGCGCCUUCGAGCGCGCCGAGGCCGCGCACCGCCGCGCGCUGCGGGUGCUCCGCCGCGAGCCGCUCCCGCGCCUGCUCCGCGCGUUCCCGGCACUCGAGCGGCUCGACGUCUCCGCCUGCGCCUCGCUCGACGACGCCUCCCUCGCCGCGGCCGUCGCCGGCGCCGGCGGCGGGCUCGCGGGGCUCCGCAGCGUCUGCCUCGCGCGGGCCAACGGGGUCGGAUGGCGCGGCCUCGAGGCGCUCGUCGCAGCCUGCCCCAGGCUGGAGGCCGUCGACCUGUCGCACUGCGUCAGCGCCGGGGACCGCGAGCUCGCAGCGGUGGCCGCGGCUGCAGGGCUCAGGGAGCUGAGGCUGGACAAAUGCCUUGCUGUCACCGACAUGGGGCUCGCCAAGGUGGCUGUUGGGUGCCCCAGGCUGGAGAAGCUCAGCCUCAAGUGGUGCCGUGAGAUCUCUGACAUCGGAAUUGAUCUGCUGGCCAAGAAGUGCCCCGAGCUCCGCAGCCUCAACAUAUCCUACCUCAAGGUGGGUAAUGGAUCCCUUAGAUCAAUUUCCUCACUCGAGAGGCUUGAGGAAUUGGCAAUGGUUUGUUGUUCAUGUAUAGACGAUGAAGGCCUGGAAUUGCUGAGCAAGGGGAGCGAUUCGCUGCAGAGUGUUGAUGUGUCAAGAUGUGAUCAUGUGACUUCCGAGGGGUUAGCUUCACUGAUAGAUGGUCGCAAUUUUGUCCAGAAGUUAUAUGCUGCAGAUUGUUUGCAUGAGAUAGGACAACGUUUUCUAUCCAAGUUGGCAACACUGAAGGAAACCUUGACAAUGCUGAAACUCGAUGGUCUUGAGGUCUCGGACUCUCUUCUUCAAGCCAUUGGUGAAAGCUGUAACAAAUUGGUUGAGAUUGGACUUAGCAAAUGCAGUGGUGUUACAGAUGACGGAAUCUCAUCUCUUGUAGCUCAGUGUAGUGACCUAAGAACAAUUGAUCUCACAUGCUGCAAUCUCAUUACCAAUAAUGCGCUUGAUUCAAUAGCUGACAACUGUAAGAUGCUUGAAUGCUUGCGGUUGGAAUCAUGCUCUUUGAUAAAUGAGAAGGGACUAAAGCGAAUUGCAACUUGUUGCCCCAAUCUUAAGGAGAUAGACCUCACUGACUGCGGAGUGGAUGAUGCAGCAUUGGAGCACUUGGCUAAAUGCUCUGAAUUGAGAAUAUUGAAAUUAGGCUUAUGCUCAAGUAUUUCUGACAAAGGCAUUGCGUUUAUUAGUUCAAAUUGUGGAAAACUUGUGGAGCUUGAUCUCUACCGGUGCAACUCUAUUACUGAUGAUGGGUUGGCAGCUUUAGUAAAUGGAUGCAAGAGGAUUAAGUUACUGAACUUGUGUUACUGCAACAAAAUCACUGAUACUGGUUUGGGUCACUUAGGCUCCCUGGAGGAGCUCACAAACCUUGAAUUGAGGUGCUUGGUCCGCAUAACAGGCAUUGGGAUCUCCUCAGUUGCAAUUGGAUGCAAGAGCCUGAUAGAACUGGACUUGAAACGAUGCUAUUCAGUUGAUGAUGCUGGGCUUUGGGCCCUUGCUCGUUAUGCUUUGAACCUUAGACAGCUUACGAUAUCGUACUGCCAAGUCACGGGGUUGGGCCUGUGCCACCUGCUGAGCUCCCUGCGGUGCCUCCAGGACAUUAAGAUGGUGCACCUCUCAUGGGUCUCCAUAGAAGGGUUUGAGAUGGCACUGCGAGCAGCCUGUGGGAGGCUGAAGAAGCUGAAGAUGCUCUGUGGGCUGAAGACCGUGCUGUCCCCCGAGCUCCUCCAGAUGCUGCAGGCAUGCGGCUGCCGAAUAAGAUGGGUCAACAAACCUCUUGUCUACAAGGACUAAACUCGUGGUCCUCAUCAUUUGUGCAGUGUCACCAUCCGCAUGGAUUGUCAUGAUCUCCCAGGUUCUGCCCUGGCUUACGUUGUGAGCCAUGUGAGAUAUUCCGCAAUAAUCGUUGGGGCGCUUAAGCUCCUGUCCCCAAGUUGUGGUUAUGGUGUUUGCCUCUUGGGCACAUCUUUGCGGCAUCUGUCGUCGCUGCUCCAGUGUAUGUACACUGAGGCAUGGGUAAUAUUCAUGUGUAUAGCCUGCAGUGGGAUGAUCCACUUUCUGGGAUUAGUUAGUCUAUUUGUUACUUCAUUCCGCAUGGUUUGAGCCUUUGAGAUGAAAGAAUCAUAAGGGAUAUGACCGAUGCUUUGCAUUCACUGAUUCUUUCUUGCUUUUGAUUGACUGGCAGUAUCUUAUCUGA